AUGAUUUCCUUGAAUGAUUAAUUUAGGUCAAAGGACUAAAUAAUAAAUAAGUAAGGCAAAUUAUUUAUAACUAUCAUAGAGCUCUGUAGAAAGAAUAAUAAAUUGAAAAUUAUGAAUGGUAAAGUUCCAUUUCAGAAUACGAAUAUUUAUUUUGGAAUUCUGAGAAUUACAGAUUUAAAAAGAUCAAAUAUGAAGUCUAAUUAACAAAAGAGAAAGAAAUUAAAUACAUUUAAGAUGGAUAGAUUCUUAGGAUGUCAGUUUAUUAUACAAAUAUAGUGAAUAAGUAAUAAAUUCAAUCUAAAAACCUGAAAUCUUGACUAACUUACAAUAGAUUAAAUAUCUUCAAUGGUCUGGAAAAUACGGGCAAUAUUCUUUGAAAAUAGGUAGAUGGUCAGCUACUUGGAAUAAUGAAAUUAUUUUAGAAAGUGGUGGAUAUUACUCUGAAGAUGGAUAGAAGCAAGGUUUAUGGAAAGAUAUAAACAGGCAAUAUUGGAGGUAAGAUAUAGUUAUUAAUCGUCACGUAUAGCGAAGCCCAAAUCUAUGAGAUAGGACUAUAUAUUGAUAAUACAAGAAGGGGAAAAUGGAAAUAUAUCUACAAUAAUAAUGAAAUGUAUUAUAAAUUGAUUAGUUUUUUAGAGGUGGAGGCUUCUAUGAUGAGAAGGGUUUAAAGAUUGGCAAAUGGAUAGAAUUGAGCGAAUGCUUUUGGAAGUAAAGAUUAUUAAAAUAUUCAUCAAUAGAUAAGGUUAUGUCCUUUAUUAUGGGGAAUACAAAAAUGGUAAAAGGUAUGGUAUAUGGAAUGCUUUGCAUAAGAGGAAUGGUUACAAACAAUUAAAAUUAAUGUAAUCAUGAAUUUCACUUAAAUCCAGUGGCUUAGGAUCAUAUGAUAUUAGUUAGGUGGACAAUCUGACAGUAGAUUCCUUUCAAGUUGGAAAAUGGAUUGAAUUGAAUAAUGGAUUUUGGGAGUAUUUUAUGUUGGUUGAUUACAAUUUCUAGUUUGGCUUAGGUUAUACAUAUUGGUACCUACAAAGAAGGCAAAAAAUGUGGUAGAUGGGAUAUAUUAUAAAGAAUUAGAAAUAAUACACCUUUUGAAAUAAUGUAAUGAUGCAAUGUUUCAACUCUCUUUAGGGGUGGAGGAACUUAUAAUGACACGUUAGAAGGCCAAGUUAUUUCAAGUUCAUUGAAGAAUGGAAAAUGGAUAGAGCUGAAUGAAGGAUUCUGGAGGUAUUGCAUAUUAUUUAGUCGACGAGGGAUAAUUAAAUAACUUACAAUGGAGAAUACCAUAAUGGAGUAAAAGUAGGAAAAUGGGAUAUUUAUUAUUAUAAUGAAGAUACUGAAAACAAUGAAUUGAUGUACUUCUCUACAAUAUUUUUAAAUUCAGAGGUGGUGGUUCUUAUAUUGAAAAAAUUAAUGAUUCAAAUAUCGCUAGUUCAGUUAAAAUAGGUAAUUGGAUUGAGUUGA
Messenger RNA from Paramecium octaurelia, 1458 nucleotides. Lineage: Eukaryota; Ciliophora; Oligohymenophorea; Peniculida; Parameciidae. The record is from the annotation of a GenBank genome assembly.